AUGGUUUCAUCAAGACUAUUCACUGGCUUUAUUGCCCUCGCUUCUUUCCAUGCUGCCAAUGCUGGAGCAUGCCGUCCUAGAUCCAGCACUGCAAUUGUAUCUGGAACUGACACCACUCUCACGACCGCCGAGACCUCAUUCCAAACAUCUAUCGAGACUGAGACAUCUUCCGUUACUGCCCAAGAGACAAUCACCCUCGAAACCACCUUCUCGCUCACAUCUGCCGAGACAUCAGUUGAGACAUCUUUCGUAACAGAGGAUGAUCUGACUACCACUCUCGAGAGCACUCAAAAUCUCGACUUCACAACCGACAUCACCUCUUUCAUCACCCUCCCUGCUGAGACCACAACAAGCGAACUCCCUGCAACUACUUCCGGUUUCGUUCCUGCCGAUCUUUUCCCAUGCAUGUCGGCGGAGAGCUGCAGCGCUGUCGAGUUUUGCGAUCAAACCAGGUGUGGAUGCGUUGACGGCUUCUGCCAGCUUCUCGACAUCGAUAUUGAUGUUCCAAUCCGACGACGACGUCUUCAUUAA
Fusarium pseudograminearum CS3096 is the source of this 531-nucleotide messenger RNA. RefSeq lists its product as uncharacterized. The record is from RefSeq and is a predicted model, not a curated record. Lineage: Eukaryota; Fungi; Ascomycota; Sordariomycetes; Hypocreales; Nectriaceae. The transcript has a single exon. Bases 1 to 531 code for a protein of 176 amino acids.